AUAUCACAAGAGAAGGAGGGAGAUCUUCUUAGCGUAGAAUUACAAAACGCGCUUACGAGUUCUGCACCAUACACACAAGCCACAGUUUACUCUUAAUAGACAGAAGGGUGUCAAAAGUAGGUCGAUAGACCAUACAAUGGUUGCUGAUCGUGGGCGUUGCCUGCGCUGGUGGAACCCAAUGAGCCAGCAAACCCUCUGAGUCCUACGCCUGCUGCGGUUGGCCGGCAGUUUGACUACUCCAGAAAGCUUGGGGCACGGCGCGAUCUGGGGGGCACUAAUGUAACAGAUAGCUCGAUUGGAGAGGAGUUUGUUCAAGCAGUCUAUCUUGCAAUCAAUCGAAGCCUGCACAUGCCAGCAGGGUUUCGUGGAGUUCUGGAUCAAGCAGUGGCAAACUCUGUCAAUGAAGCCUUGGCGGAUCCUGACACUGGUCUGGCAGCAGUUGUGAACAAUGCCAUGGCUCCAAUUCUACAGAACAUCGAGCGCCAGCAGGCAAAGAGCCACAAUCAUCAAUCGAUUGGACGUCGGACAGGAUCCCUCCUUUCAGUGUCUGAUCCAGCGGGCAACAUGCCUGCACCUGGUCAAUUCCCAAGGAGUGUUGAUGAGCUGAGUCAUCUGCGGAACGGGGCUGCGGGGGUGCGACUUGCGAAUCAUGUUCGGCUGGCAUACCUGCUCAAUUUCUAUGGGGUCAGUGACGAGCUGUCAGGAGCAGUGUACGCCUCACCACCAGAUAUAGCUCGAGCUGCACGGGUGGCCUCGGUGUCAGGCUGA
Klebsormidium nitens is the source of this 768-nucleotide messenger RNA. The record is from the annotation of a GenBank genome assembly. NCBI's taxonomy places the organism in Eukaryota, Viridiplantae, Streptophyta, Klebsormidiophyceae, Klebsormidiales, Klebsormidiaceae.